GACGAAUGGCUGGUGCGCCAUCCUGGAUGGCACACCUCUGGAAACAGGCGUGUCGUACAACCUCUGUUUGGACCUGGACGGUGCGGGGCCCCUGGAGUCAGGCUCUGUCCAGGAAGUCUUUGCAGCACCGGACCAGAUGCUUUCGAGUGGAGUGGAACCCUCUACAGUGACGCAGGGUGUGGACAUCCAACGCCUCCGCAUCGGCUGCGCCCUGCGAUGCUCAGAGGUCACUCAGGCCUACUUGGCCACAAGCUGCGAGGAGGCGCUUUCGCGCACGGCCGUGGCGCGGUACCUGGAACGUUUAGCGAGCCGAGACGGCUCUGCUUGGCUCCUGCCGGUGAACGUGAGCAGUUUCGAAAGUGGGCGACACUACAAGAUCUGCAUCGACCUCGAUGGCCCCUCGCCCGGCUUCCUGGCCGGCGACAGUGGACUGGAAGUCUACGUGAAUGGUGUGGUGGCAUUGGACCCCCUGGCUGUGAAUCAAGCAGCCGCACAGAAGAUCCGAUUCAGCUGCCCAACCUGUGCUGCCACAGCCACGGUCUCGAUGUAUCUGGCGAGAUCCACUUGCACCACACAUGCGAGCGAUCUACCGCAGUUGCAGCUGGAGGGCCAGAGAAAUCUGACUUUGACGCUGAAUGCUCAGAGCCUGGAGGUUGGCAUGAGCUAUCGACUCUGUGUUGACAUGGACUCUGGAAAGGCUGGUGAUGUGGGGGAGAUCUAUGUCUCUCCGAUUGUGAUGACGUCCUUCACCUUGGUCUGGGCGGCGGCGGCACGCGUGGUCUUUGAAUGCACCUUCUGCCGAGUCGAGUCUUUGGUGCACCUCUCGGCAGAUUGCCAGGAGCCUCUGAGCUAUCCUUAUCCCGCUGGCACACUGGUGCAGUCCACCCAGCGAACGCUGGUGGCGAACCUCUUCCGGGAUGAGUCAGAUCCCUCCCGCCUGGGCGUGUGGUGGUAUGCUGAUCUCCAGACAGAGGUGCUAACCGCAGGGCUGGAGUAUCAUUUGUGCUUGGAUUUGGAUGGGCAAGGAUCUUUGCCUGCGGGCGACACGGGCAUCCCUGUCUUUGUGAAUCCGGUCUCGGAGCUCUCUCAGGUAGUGAUUCGACCGGCCUUGCAGAGCUUCAAUUUUGUUUGCUCGGCGUGUGAGGUUGGCGUGGCCAAACUCUACUUGGCCAGCACUUGCUCAACACCUUUGACAGCUCAGAGCACCAUCUACCACGACAGCCCCUCGCGGGCGGAUACGGCGCGCCGCUCCGCGCUGGACGCUUCGUCGCUGCCAAAGGGCCGCCACUAUGAGGUCUGUGUGACCGCCAGUGUGGUGAGUGCUGCGGUGCCGGCAGCCACGCUGCUGUUGAGCCCGGUGGAGGAGGUCACGCCGUUAGUUCUGCGGCAAGUUGACACCGCUCAGCGCCUCUUGCUGCAGUGCCAAGGCUGUUCCAGCCUUACGGUCGCCCGGCUGUCCAGCAGCUGUGCCACUGGUGCCAGCGGCACAGAGAGCGCAGCUUUGGUGUUAGCCCGCUCUGGCAUGCUGGCGGACGCCGGCAUCACCAACACAGCGCCCACGCGCACGGCUGAUGGGUCGUAUCGCGCUUGGUGGAGCCUCACAGUGGAUGCCACCAGCCUUACAGCAGGUCUUCCCCACAAGAUCUGCUUGGAUUUGGAUGGCUUGGCGAGUGUGAGCCAUGGUUUCAUAGAUCUUGAAGAGCAGAUCUACAUCAGUCCGAUUCUGCAAUUGAAGACCAGCUCCAUCCGUGCGCAGCAGCAACAAGUCUUGUCCUUCCAAUGCAAGGUGAAGUGUGCAGGGCAAUUUGUGGGGAAUCCCGUGCUUCUUCUGGCCACCCAGUGCGACACGUCGGACUUCACCGGCACUGCCAGGGCGGUCGCUUUGCGCUCCACGGCCGCUGUCCCGAUCCGGGUGGAUCCUGUCAACCAACUGGCACAGCCCAACGGGUGGUACUCCGCAGCCAUUGAUGCGUCGCAGCUCACAGUGGGCCAGAGCUACCGCAUCUGUCUGGAUAUGGACGGUUCGUUGAAGAGCUUGGCGCUGGGGGACUCGGGUCUGAGCGUGCUCGUCACUGCCUAGACCGACGCGAAGGUGGCACGCGGGAUCGGCAUUUGACGGAGUGUCGCAGUAGAUGGGUGGUCCAUGGCUUGGUGAAUGGGUCAGAAGGUGCACAUUGGGUCAUUGGAUUUUGGAAGACCUCUCUCGUGAAAUGGUUUUGCCAUGUUUUCGC
Durusdinium trenchii is the source of this 2231-nucleotide messenger RNA. The record is from the annotation of a GenBank genome assembly. NCBI's taxonomy places the organism in Eukaryota, Dinophyceae, Suessiales, Symbiodiniaceae.